CAUCCCCUACCCCCUGUCUCCUACACCCAGGCUGCUGUGGUCAGAGAGAGGUUGUAAAUUCCUGGAGGAGAUUAUCUCCUCAUGGCCACAGUAUAGAGACAGAGUGAGUUUUCAUAGAGAGAACAAAGGAAUUUCUUCCACCUCACAGAACUUGAGGUCCAAACAACAUUUAUGUUCUGGAGAAGGUAUAAAAGAUUGGUGAAGAAUCCAACUAUGAAUUGGUCUGUUUGGUACAAUUUUGUGAAACUCAUGGGAGACAAUACGGCCACAUUACCAUAACGCCGUUUAUAUAAUAGCCUCAGUUAUGAGGCUUGCAUCUAAUUGCUGUACAGGAUGAAUGAGGAAAGAUUAAACUAUUUGUGGGAUGCUAUGUAAUGAUGUAAUGUGAGAGAAUUGUAUUUUUGUGUAAAGUUUCACUUAAGUCACUGGCACGCCCCCAUGAACACAGUUGGGACCUGGCAUCAUGAGACAGCCCUUUUCUGCUCUUCCGAAUAAAACCUCCACCUUGAGAAUUCUCAACAGACCCUAUUUCUCUCAAUUACGAGAGGACAAAGGUUGCAGACCAGUUUACCUCGAUAACAAGAGGGCCAAGGUUUGAGACCAGACUACUGAAUCUUUUAACCAUCCCACGUCAUUAAAUCAAAUUUUAUUUUAUUUGUCACAUACACAUGGUUAGCAGAUGUUAAUGCGAGUGUAGCGAAAUGCUUGUGCUUCUAGUUCCGACAAUGCAGUAAUAACCAACAAGUAAUCGAACUAACAAUUCCUAAACUACUGUCUUAUACACAGUGUAAGGGGAUAAAGAAUAUGUACAUAAGGAUAUAUGAAUGAGUGAUGGUACAGAGCAGCAUAGGCAAGAUGCAGUAGAUGGUAUCGAGUACAGUACAUUAAACUCUUAAGACUAUCGAUACCAACAGAAUAAGAACAAGUCUUUGAUAUUAAUUACUAGUCUGCAGCUAGGAAUUCGGUAUCAUUGAACACGAAGACCGACAACCGCCGAAACAUCUAUUCUAUAACGACAUGAAUGAAUGUCACUCUGAACUAUCCAUUCUAACCACGACAGAUAGAGAGAGAGAAGGCGGACAUACUCUCCAACAGAAACAAACUUUUUAACAGAGAUCAAGACGACACACUGAGCGUAAAUCUAUAUAUUGAUCGCAAUUGUUCCCGAAUGAGUGAGCGUUCAUGUGCAAAGGAUUAGCAUUUCAAUUGUUAUAAUAUUUUACUUUGCAGUGUCUCGUCUCAGUUGACCCCCACUUCCCUUUUUGUACACCAAGCUGCGAUACCGGUUUAUCCCACUAGGGAACCUCCGUUAUUUCCUUGUAACGAUCUACUGUUUGUUUAUGCAUUUCUGUGAAUUACUUAGUUAGUAAAUAAAUAUUUGAAGACAAUUGAUGUAUGGAUGACUCAUAGUGAAGACUGGGUUCGUGUAGAUAACCAACAAUUUACGACGUUUGGAAUGAGACUAACGUGAGGUAAAUAAUGAUUCAUUAAUCAAGACUGAUUGAUCAGAUAUUAAAAUAUCUAAAAGUUAUAUUUGGAAAAUUAUAACUUUGUAAUCUGAAUAUUUUCCUUGGUGCCCCUACUUCCUAGUUAAUUACAGUUAUAUGAUUAAUCAGUUUAACCUCUCUGGGAAAUGUGUGACGGUAGCGUCCCACCCCGCCAACAGCCAGUGAAAGUGCAGGGCGCCAAAUUCAAAACAACAAAAAUCUCAUAAUUAAAAUUCCUCAAGCAUACAAGUAUUUUACACCAUUUUAAAGAUAAAAUUCUCAUUAAUCCAGCCACAGUGUCUGAUUUCAAAAAGACUUUACAGCGAAAGCACCAUAAACGAUUGUUAGGUCACCACCAAGUCACAGAAAAACACAGCCAUUUUUCCAGCCAAAGAGAGGAGUAACAAAAAGCAGAAAUAAAAUUAAUCACUAACCUUUGAUGAUCUUCAUCAGAUGACUCACAGAUGACUCAUAGGACUUCAAGUUACACAAUACAUGUAUGUUUUGUUCGCUACAGUGCAUUUUUAUAUCCAAAAAUCUCAUUUUACAUUUGCGUGUUAUGUUCAGUAGUUCCAAAACAUACACAGUGAUUUUGCAGAGAGCCACAUCAAUUGUUAUACGCACAGACAUCAUUCAAACAGUUUUAGAAACUUCAGUGUUUUCUAUCCAAAUGUACUAAUGCUAAUAUGCAUAUAUUAGCAACUGGGACUGAGGAGCAGGCCGUUUACUCUGGGCACCUUAUUCAUCCAAGUUAUACUCUACACUGCCCCAGCCAUAAGAAGUUAAACCUUACAAUGCAUAUAUUGCUAAUCUGUGGUCCAGGACCCUAUAAAUGUAGUGGGGGAGGGUCUUAUAGCCCUUCCCCUUCUAUUAACACUAUAAGCAUUAUCAAUUAUUAGAAUACAUCAAUAAUUUUGUGCAGCCCCUAUCAUGACCCCAAGAUGACGCGCAUCAUUGCCUAGAUUGUUACUUAACAUUCAUUGCUAGGAGGCGACAUAUCACAAAGGGAAGGAGGGGUGAACAAUGCCCUUUUACUCAGACAUUUCUGUGGAACUCAAUCCAGUAAUAUGUGAGUUAUGCUGCAGGAUGAGUAACAUGGAAGUUGUAGAAAGCCAAGAGUAGGAUUGCAUCAUCUUCUUGUGAAGCAGGAAGAGAAACCUUGUACCCACCCCGAAUCCACCUGUUGAUUUAUAUCUUAUGAUGGGUUUUCCUAUGCAAUGCUCUUAGGGCUACCAAACGAACAGGUGGAAGAACAUCUCUACGACCUCUGUUGUUCUGGAGAAAAUGGAGCCUCAAAGGAGAGUGUACAUAUCUCUCCCUAAAAAACACAGGACCGCUUUGGCCGAAAAGUGUAAACUGGAUCACGGGCUUGUCAUUAAGGAUCUCAGCACUAACAUAAAUGAAGGAUACCUACAAGCUUACUUCCGACAGUGGGGCAGCAUUACAGCAUGCACGAUCAAGAAGACUCCACAGGACUCUGACUCAAAGAGUGCCAGUGCGUUGGGAUACGUGAGUUUUUCCUCUGAGGAGGAGGCAGAUACAGCAGACUGGGCGGGUCCUCACUAUAUAGGAGGCAUGGAAGUGGAGGCCAAGAGAGUUGUCAGUCUGAAGAUGGAUGACCCAGAAGGUUGAGGUCAUCCCAGCCAGGUCUAUCCGCAGACGUGACCAUGGGUCUGUUCAUCAAUUGAGCAUCUUGGAGAAUGUAUCAGAGGCCGGAUGAUACUGUACCUACGUUAUUUUUAAAGCAAUUUUGGAUGGGAUACAUGGAUUAUUUGUUGAAAAAUAAAUGUAGAUUAUAAUUUC
Molecule: messenger RNA, 3290 nt
Organism: Oncorhynchus nerka (sockeye salmon)
Lineage: Eukaryota; Metazoa; Chordata; Actinopteri; Salmoniformes; Salmonidae
Product: heterogeneous nuclear ribonucleoproteins A2/B1
Exons: 5
Coding region: 2772-3119 (115 amino acids)
Biological process (GO): mRNA splicing, via spliceosome
Cellular component (GO): catalytic step 2 spliceosome
Molecular function (GO): mRNA 3'-UTR binding
Source: RefSeq, a predicted model, not a curated record